AUGGCGGCCAUGCUCGGCGGAGGCGGAGGAGGGGAUGGUGCGCUGGGAGGUCUGCCUAUAGAACAGUGGUGGUUCGAGAUGCCGCCUUGCACAAGAUGGUGGACAACAGCGACGGUGGUGACUGGCGUGCUGGUGCAGUGCCAGAUCCUCACGCCCUUCCAGCUGUUCUACAGCUUCCGAGCCGUGUUCAACAAGUCACAGUACUGGCGACUGUUCUCGACAUUUGUCUACUUCGGCCCACUAUCACUCAACCUCCUCUUCCACAUCUUCUUUAUCCAACGAUACGCACGCAUGCUCGAAGAGUCCGCCGCUUCCGUCGCCCACUUUAGCUGGUUGAUGUUCUACGCCAGCACGACGCUCCUCUGCAUUGCGCCCCUCUUCAACCAGGCAUUUCUGGGCACGACGUUGAGCUCGACCUUGGUCUACAUCUGGAGCAGAAGGAACCCAGACGUGAGGCUGAGCUUUCUCGGGCUGUUGACUUUCAAGGCACCAUGGCUGCCUUGGGUGCUGAUAGCCUUCAAUGUGGUGCUGCAUGGCCACUGGCCGAAGGAUGAGCUUUGCGGAAUUGUUGUUGGGCAUAUCUGGUACUUCUUCAACGACAUUUACCCGUCGACGCACAACGGAUCUCGACCUAUGGACCCUCCACAAUGGUGGAUUCGGCUGUUCGACCGGGACGCUCUUCCAGCGCCUGAGACGGACGUACAGGCUGCGGCGAUCAACAGAGAUGUUGCGCAGCCGGCUGUACCGGAUGUAAGAUGA
This is a messenger RNA of Saxophila tyrrhenica, 759 nucleotides long. RefSeq lists its product as uncharacterized. Lineage: Eukaryota; Fungi; Ascomycota; Dothideomycetes; Mycosphaerellales; Extremaceae. The transcript is spliced from 3 exons. The record is from RefSeq and is a predicted model, not a curated record. Gene Ontology annotation, cellular component: endoplasmic reticulum membrane; Hrd1p ubiquitin ligase ERAD-L complex. Bases 1 to 759 code for a protein of 252 amino acids. Gene Ontology annotation, biological process: endoplasmic reticulum unfolded protein response. Gene Ontology annotation, molecular function: misfolded protein binding; ubiquitin-specific protease binding.